UCUUCACAUUACACACACCACCCAAUCAUUAUCGCACUCACACACAAUAUAUAUGAAUCUAAUUCCAUUAAUAAUUGCACACAAAACCUUCAUUCCCUCCCUCUCCCAAUCUUUCUUACACACAAAUACACAUACUUAGUGUGUACAUACAUGCAUAUUGCAGAAAAGGGUAGAAAUGGAAUUAAAAAUGAAUUAUACCCUCUUUCUAGUUCAUAUUUUGGGUCUGUUUGCGGUUGUUUACGGUGAUGGAGGGCUUGUAAGUCCAUCCAAGUUGGAAAUGUUUGUGGAUGAAAUUCCAGAUAUGCCCCGGAUCAAAGGCUAUGAUGUUGUUCAUGGGGUUCCUGUUUCCAAGAGACUCAAAAUCUCCAUGUUUCAGAAGUACUGGAAAUUCCACAAGGAUCUUCCACCAACCAAGGUAUUCGCAUACGGUGAAACAAAGCACACCGCAACAGUCCCCGGUCCAACAAUCGAAGCCGUCCACGGUGUCAGCACCCGUGUGACGUGGCAAAAUAAACUCCCUUCAAAACACAUCCUCCCAUGGGACCCCACCAUCCCAACCGCCAUCCCAACUAACAAUCAAGGCGUUCCAACCGUCGUCCACCUUCACGGCGGAAUCGACGAACCCCAAAGCGACGGUAACUCACACUCGUGGUUCACUAAGGGGUUCCGUCAACGUGGGCCCCACUGGACCAAAAAAACAUACCAUUACCACAACCAACAACAACCUGGUAACUUAUAUUAUCAUGAUCAUGCAAUGGGGUUGACCAGAGUCAACCUUCUUGCUGGUUUGUUUGGGGCCUACAUUAUUCGUCAUCUUGACGUGGAGGCCCCACUUAGACUCCCUUCUGGUGAUGAGUUUGACCGGCCCUUGGUCGUGUUUGACCGAAGUUUUCGGGUCAACGGGUCGAUUUAUAUGGACACGAAAGGAAACAACCCGGAUAUUCACCCGCAGUGGCAACCGGAGUAUUUCGGUGAUGUUAUUGUCGUUAAUGGGAAAGCGUGGCCAUAUAUGGCAGUCCGCCGGAGAAAAUACCGGUUUCGGAUUAUUAAUGCUAGUAACGCCCGGUUUUUUAAAUUCUUUUUUAGUAACGGGUUAAGGUUUAUCCACGUAGGAUCUGACUCGGUUUAUAGCGAGGAGGCAGUAUUGGUGAAGGAUAUACUUUUGGGCCCGUCUGAAAUAGCUGACGUGGUCGUUGACUUUUCAAAGUCAAAGUCAAGUUCGGUUAUUUUACAUAAUGGGGCCGCGUACCCGUACCCCGGUGGGGACCCGGUCAACGAGAGUAACGGUAAAGUCAUGAAGUUUAUAGUUAACCGUAACCGCGAGUUUGACUCGUCGCGGGUCCCGAAAAAGUUGUUAAAGUACCCGACACCGAUGUUGUCAGAAGUGUCGAAGUCGCGUUACAUUGCUAUGUACGAGUACACUAGUCCGAUUGAUGAGCCGGUUCAUUUGUAUAUUAACGCGAAGUCGUAUGAUGAGCCGGUAACCGAGGAACCAAAGGUGGGGUCUACGGAGAUAUGGAAUGUGAUUAAUCUGACGGAGGAUAAUCACCCGUUGCAUAUUCAUCUUGGACUGUUUAGAGUAUUGGAUCAAACGAAUAUAACAAAUAUAGAUGAAUUUAGAGAAUGUAUGAAUAAGUUGAAUAAUGCGGAAAAAUGUCAUAUUGAAAAAUACGCACGUGGUGAAAAGUUGAGUGUGGAACCGUAUGAGAAAGGAUGGAAGAAUGUGUACAAGAUGCAUCCCGGUUACGUGACGAAGAUCAUUGUGAAGUUUGCGUAUAUACAUACGAAUGCAUCGUAUGCGUUCGAUGCAACCGCGGAGCCGGGAUAUGUCUACCAUUGCCAUAUAUUGGAUCAUGAAGAUAAUGUGAUGAUGAGGCCUUUGAAACUUGUGAAAUGAGUGGAAAUUAAUAGUCUUGGAGCUAUAAAGAAUACAAAUGAUAUGUAGAAGUUAGACAAAAUGUGGGUGACAAAGAAAAUAAGAAAUAUAUAAUGUUGAUAAUUAAGAAAGUUGUGUCAUGCCCCGUCUUCUAUUUCUAAUGUGUGAAUUUAAUUGGAUUUACAUAAUUGUUAACUUUGAUCACGUAAUCUACAUAAAGUUUUAAGAGUAAA
Helianthus annuus (common sunflower) is the source of this 2109-nucleotide messenger RNA. Its product is annotated as multicopper oxidase LPR1. The transcript has 3 exons. The coding region runs from base 176 to 1897 and encodes 573 amino acids. Gene Ontology annotation, molecular function: oxidoreductase activity; copper ion binding. The record is from RefSeq and is a predicted model, not a curated record. NCBI's taxonomy places the organism in Eukaryota, Viridiplantae, Streptophyta, Magnoliopsida, Asterales, Asteraceae.